AUGCCGGUGAAGUCGCCUUAUCCAGACUUCGAAAUCCCCGAUGUCGAUAUCUGGUCGUUCCUGUUUGAACGCAAAGAUCGGGCAUUUCCAGAUGACAAGAAUCUCUUCGUUGACGCCGACACUCAACGGUCAUACACUUUCGCACAACUGCGGGAAACCGCAUUGAGCUUUGGUCAUGGUCUCAAAGCAACUUGGGACUGGAAAAAAGGCGAUGUCCUCGCCAUCUUCUCGCCAAAUUGUGUCGACACCCCAGCUGUCAUGUACGGCGUAGCUUGGACUGGAGGCGUGAUUUCUCCUGCAAACCCAACCUAUACUGUUGAAGAACUGGCCUUUCAACUUGGUAACUCUGAAGCAAAGGCUCUUGCAACCCAGCGUCCUUUACUUCCUAUUGCGCGCGAAGCUGCGAAGAAAGUGGGUCUGCCUGAAGAUCGGAUUAUAUUGAUUGGCGACGAGCGAGAUCCCAGUGGUGUCGUUAAGCAUUUCACAUCUAUUCGAAACAUAUCCGGCACAAGCAGGUUUCGUCGGCCAAAGAUUGAUCCCAAGAAAGAUGUUGCGUAUCUGGUAUACUCGUCUGGUACUACGGGUUUGCCAAAGGGUGUCAUGCUCUCUCACAGGAACAUGGUGUCCAACAUUUUGCAGGGCAAGAACACCGAAGGGAGAUAUCUCUCUUGGAAUGACAAUGCCGACGGCCAGGGAGACCGUAUUUUGGCAUUCUUGCCAUUCUUCCAUAUUUAUGGCUUGACGACCAUGAUUCACUUUAGUCUUUUCACCGGAUUGACCGUAUUUGUGAUGCCCAGAUUUGACAUAGAAAAAUUCUGCAAGCAUGUGCAGAAUUACAGAAUCACAUUUGUAUACGUGGCGCCUCCAGUCAUUCUAUUGCUGGGCAAACACCCCAUCGUCGAUAAAUACGACCUGUCCAGCUUGAGAAUGAUGAACUCCGGUGCAGCACCGCUUACACGAGAACUUGUCGAAGCUACAUCCGCGAGAAUCAAAGUCGGUAUCAAGCAAGGCUACGGAUUGAGUGAGACCAGUCCUACAACACAUACUCAAGCUUGGGAAGACUGGAACAAAGAUAUCGGUUCUGUGGGCCAAUUAGUCCCGAACAUGGAAGCCAAAUACAUGACUUCUCCAGAAGACGACUCGGAGCCUCAGGAAGUCGCCGCCGGUGAAGUAGGUGAACUCUGGGUUCGUGGUCCAAAUGUCUUCUUGGGAUAUCACAAAAAUCAGAAAGCGACAGAAGGUUGCCUGACGGCGGAUGGCUGGUUUCGGACUGGUGAUGUCGGUUAUCAGGAUAAAGAUCACAAAUUCUACAUUACGGAUCGCGUCAAGGAGCUUAUCAAGUACAAGGGCUUCCAGGUACCGCCGGCCGAGCUUGAGGGUAUCCUUGUCGAUAGCGAGUUGAUUGACGACGUCGCCGUUAUCGGCGUGCACAGCGACGAACAUGGUUCCGAGGUUCCGCGAGCAUACGUUGUUCGAAGUGCUGUUAGCAAAGCUUCGGGUGCCAGUGAUGCCGAGGAGGCUGAAAAGAUUGUCAAGUGGAUGCAUAGCAAAGUGGCUCAACAUAAACGCCUGAGAGGUGGCGUACGAUUUGUCGAGACUAUUCCUAAGAGUGUCAGCGGCAAGAUUCUGCGACGAGUGCUCAAGGAGCAAGCUAAGAAGGAAGCUGAGAAGCCGAAGGCUAAGCUAUAA
Messenger RNA from Talaromyces stipitatus ATCC 10500, 1689 nucleotides. RefSeq names its product phenylacetyl-CoA ligase, putative. The record is from RefSeq and is a predicted model, not a curated record. Lineage: Eukaryota; Fungi; Ascomycota; Eurotiomycetes; Eurotiales; Trichocomaceae. Gene Ontology annotation, molecular function: CoA-ligase activity. The coding region runs from base 1 to 1689 and encodes 562 amino acids. The transcript has 3 exons. Gene Ontology annotation, biological process: secondary metabolic process.